UACGUUAAAAAUCCAUACCACUAAAUAAAUGGACAUUUGAUUCAAGAAAAUAUGUGCACAUCCAUAAUUUGAUGUAUUGUCUCUUAUAACAAAUUUGAUGAGUUUUCUGAUCUAAAAGCUUCAAUACUGUUAUCGUUUGCCAGUUUCGCCAGAUCUUAAGUACCAACAAAUCUGUUCAGCGUAAUUUAAUCGGUUAUUGUGUGAGCCGAUGUAACAUUAAAUCAAUUUGAAAUAUUAUUCAAUACCUUGCGAAAAAAUUUAAAUGUUGUCUACCGUGUCAUCAGAUGAAUGUAUCUUUUCUCUCAGCUGUUACCGACACUGAUAAUUAUUGAUCCAGGCUAUCAAAAUAAUUAUACAUUUCACCAGCUCGCGUAACACGGGCGGGGGUACUCAGCGCAUAGGUUGACUCGCGUGAGCAUUUCCGUUGUCUCGCGUGCCGCUACAGUCGUCGGCUAUAAAAUCGCGCGCGUGCGGGGAGUCCCAGCACGUGCCGUUGCAUACUAACAACCAUUAGACCCUCUAUUCCGCUGUUGCCCUAAAAUCACGUGAGGUAAUGACUCCCCGAACAAUCCAGUGACUUCAAAUACGGCACGUGCAUCAAACGUGGCAAACUGUGUUCUAAGAAAGCGCGGAAGUAAAGAAGAUUGCUUUUCGGUGUAGUGACUGCGUCAAAAUCUCGAGAUUACACUUUAUCCUCAUUACGCAGAAUUUUACAGAAAGAAAAUCAACUUUAUUUCCAAAGGUGACAGAGGAAGUUAAGCAAUGGAAAAAUUAUGCAAAAAGACACUGGUUCCAGAGCAGACUUCACAUAAAGUGAUUGAAAAGAGACGUCGAGACAGAAUUAAUUCCUGUUUGUCAGAACUUAGCCAAGCGGUCCCUGCAGCUUUUUCUAAACAAUCAUCUGGGAAACUCGAAAAAGCAGAAAUCUUAGAAAUGACAGUCGAUUAUUUGCGUGCAAUUCAAGCAACAGAAAUUGGUCUACGCUUCGAAAAUAGUGAAUGGUUUUCUUCGGACAUUUGGGCUGAUUUCAUGCAUCAUUACCAAGUGGGGUACAACGACUGCAUUCGAGAGAUUCAACGCUUUAUGACAGACGUUGAAGGGUUAAAUGCAACGGAUGACAGAUGUGUUCGUUUGGUAUCCUACCUUCAGACACGUUUCCGGCCGGAGUCGUCAGUAGCUGGUGGAGCAGCUUACAGAGACUUGUUGCAACGUCUGAUGACUACAACACAGUCCAGGCGCAGUAUGUACUUGGGCAACUCUACCCCAUCAACGGGAUUUACAUCAUUCUUUUCUGCGGGGACAAGACGAUUUUCACCAUAUAUUUACCCAAAAACUGUAUGCCCUGCUUCUUCCCAAGAAAGUCAAACGCCAGGAGCAUUUCCUUUGCAUGUUGCAUACUCACCAAAUAAGGCAGUGUGUGCUCGAACUGAUAAUUUUAACCUGCAUAAAAAUCCACUAAAUAUAUAAACUAUACAAAAACCUUUUAAAACAUGUAACAUCUCGAAUGUGACAUCUCUUGGAGGAAUAAUUACUUCUUGAAAUUUAAUUACAUCCUUUCCAUGAGCUCUUUGUUGAAAUUUCAGCGGGUAAACGUACUAUUCUGUUAGUCAAUAUAAAAAUAAGAGCAAAACAAUUUUUUUAAUUAAAAAAAACUCGGUCAAUAUUCGAUUAAACUGCAGUUCGUUUUGGCAAACAAGCUUUUUUAAGGUCUUAUAUAAUAACGAAAAAAAUAUUAGCAAAUAUUGGCGAAAUAUCUGUUGCUACCAUUGUAACAUCAUUUCAUUUGUCAGUAGCUUGUCUUGGUUUAGAAAUUUAUAAGUUAAGAUUUUCGAUUUUAUACUUUAUUUGGGAAUAAGUUAUUGGCUCAUGAUUUCAAAAACCAUUACUUGAUAUGUUUCGCAUGCAUCAUAUACACUAUAUGUUUUGCUUUCCCGAUACUUUCUUUAUAAAUGCUUUCAUUUUUCAGAAGGCAUACAUGUACAUUUGCCAAUUAAACGAUAUAACUUAUAUAA
Molecule: messenger RNA, 2012 nt
Organism: Saccostrea cuccullata (small rock oyster)
Lineage: Eukaryota; Metazoa; Mollusca; Bivalvia; Ostreida; Ostreidae
Product: hairy and enhancer of split-related protein HELT-like
Exons: 4
Coding region: 763-1467 (234 amino acids)
Biological process (GO): anterior/posterior pattern specification; regulation of neurogenesis; regulation of transcription by RNA polymerase II
Cellular component (GO): nucleus
Molecular function (GO): DNA-binding transcription factor activity, RNA polymerase II-specific; RNA polymerase II cis-regulatory region sequence-specific DNA binding; protein dimerization activity
Source: RefSeq, a predicted model, not a curated record